This is a messenger RNA of Motacilla alba alba, 3541 nucleotides long. It is a transcript of the gene SMO, whose product is annotated as smoothened, frizzled class receptor. Gene Ontology annotation, biological process: central nervous system development; smoothened signaling pathway; commissural neuron axon guidance. Gene Ontology annotation, molecular function: transmembrane signaling receptor activity; patched binding. NCBI's taxonomy places the organism in Eukaryota, Metazoa, Chordata, Aves, Passeriformes, Motacillidae. Bases 262 to 2625 code for a protein of 787 amino acids. Gene Ontology annotation, cellular component: dendrite; plasma membrane; cilium. The transcript is spliced from 12 exons. The record is from RefSeq and is a predicted model, not a curated record.
UUUCCCCUCAGUUUCCAGCGGCUUUUCCCCUCACAAAUCGCGUUCUUACCCUCCGCAGCGCUUCCCCCGCGGUCCCUCCCUCAGCCCGCCCCGGCGGGGGGCGCGGGCCGGGCCGGGCCGCGGGCGGCGGCGGCGGCGGAGGAGGAGGAGCAGCAGCGGGGCCGCUCCGCUCGCUCCCGGCGAGCCCAACAAAGGCGGCGGGGCCAUGGCGGGCCCCUCGCCCCGCUGCGAGCCGCCCUAAGCCCGCCGAGCACCGCCGCGAUGUGGCCGGGCCGCGGCGGGCGGCGCUGGGCGCUGGCGCUGGCCCUGGCGCUGGCUCUGGGCGGCCGCUGCCCCGCCGCCCACAACGCCUCGGCCGGGCCCCCGCGCUGCCGCCGGCCCGCGCCCUGCGAGCGGCUCCGCUUCGGCGCCUGCCUGGGCUCCGCGCUGCCCUACGCCGCCACCUCCACGCUGCUGGCCACCGACUCCGCCUCGCAGGAGGAGGCGCACGGCAAGCUGCUGCUCUGGUCCGGCCUGCGCAAUGCCCCGCGCUGCUGGGAUGUCAUCCAGCCCCUGCUCUGCGCUGUCUACAUGCCCAAGUGCGAGGACGGGCAGGUGGAGCUGCCCAGCCAGACCCUGUGCCAGGCCACCCGCGCGCCCUGCACCAUCGUGGAGCGCGAGCGCGGCUGGCCCGACUUCCUCAAGUGCACCACGGACCGCUUCCCCGAGGGCUGCCCGAACGAGGUGCAGAACAUCAAGUUCAACAGCUCGGGGCAGUGCGAGGCGCCGCUGGUGAGGACGGACAACCCCAAGAGCUGGUACGAGGACGUGGAGGGCUGUGGCAUCCAGUGCCAGAACCCGCUGUUCACCGAGAAGGAGCACCGCGAGAUGCACGUCUACAUCGCCGCCUUCAGCUCCGUCACCAUCUUCUGCACCUUCUUCACCCUGGCCACGUUUGUUGCUGACUGGAGGAACUCCAACCGCUACCCCGCCGUCAUCCUGUUCUACGUCAAUGCCUGCUUCUUCGUGGGCAGCAUUGGCUGGCUGGCGCAGUUCAUGGACGGCGCCCGCGACGAGAUCGUGUGCCGGGCCGACGGCACCAUGCGGCUGGGCGAGCCCACCUCCAACGAGACGCUGUCGUGCGUCAUCAUCUUCGUCAUCGUGUACUACUCGCUGAUGUCGGGCGUCAUCUGGUUUGUCAUGCUCACCUACGCCUGGCACACGUCCUUCAAGGCCCUGGGCACCACCUACCAGCCGCUGCUGGGCAAGACCUCCUACUUCCACCUCAUCACCUGGUCCAUCCCCUUCGUGCUCACCGUGGCCAUCCUGGCCGUGGCGCAGGUGGACGGUGACUCUGUCAGCGGCAUCUGCUUCGUGGGCUACAAGAACUACCGCUACCGAGCCGGCUUCGUGCUGGCCCCCAUCGGGCUCGUGCUCAUCGUGGGGGGCUACUUCCUCAUCCGGGGGGUCAUGACGCUCUUCUCCAUCAAGAGCAACCACCCCGGGCUGCUGAGCGAGAAGGCGGCCAGCAAGAUCAACGAGACCAUGCUGCGCCUGGGCAUUUUUGGCUUCUUGGCCUUCGGCUUCGUCUUCAUCACCUUUGGCUGCCACUUCUAUGACUUCUUCAACCAGGCCGAGUGGGAGCGCAGCUUCCGGGAAUACGUCCUGUGCGAGGCCAACGUGACCAUCGCCACGCAGACCAACAAGCCCAUCCCCGACUGCGAGAUCAAGAACCGGCCGAGCCUGCUGGUGGAGAAGAUCAACCUCUUCGCCAUGUUCGGCACCGGCGUCUCCAUGAGCACCUGGGUCUGGACCAAGGCCACCCUGCUCAUCUGGAAGCGCACCUGGUGCAGGCUGACGGGGCAGAGCGAUGACCAGCCCAAGAGGAUCAAGAAGAGCAAGAUGAUCGCCAAGGCCUUCUCCAAGCGCAAGGAGCUGCUGCGCGACCCGGGCCAGGAGCUGUCCUUCAGCAUGCACACCGUGUCCCACGACGGCCCCGUGGCCGGCUUGGCGUUCAACAUCAACGAGCCGUCGGCCGACGUGUCCUCGGCGUGGGCCCAGCACGUCACCAAGAUGGUGGCCAGGAGAGGGGCCAUCCUGCCCCAGGACAUCUCCGUGACACCCGUGGCGACACCUGUGCCACCAGAGGAGAGGGCCAACCUGUGGGUGGUGGAGGCCGACGUGUCCCCGGAGCUGCAGAAGCGCAGCGGCCGCAAGAAGAAGCGGAGGAAGAAGAAGAAGGAGGUGACCCCGGACCCCGAGCGCUGCCCGGGGCUCUCCGCCGUCCCCAGCGCCGUCCCUCGCCUGCCCCGCCUGCCCCCCCAGCCCUGCCUGGUGGCCUUCGCCCCCGACGUCCUGCCCGAUGCCACCUUCCCCGGGGGCCCGUGGGACGGGCGCGGCCGCAGGGCCAACGUCCUGCACGUCAUCAGCAACCCCUUCUGCCCCGAGAGCGGCGCCGCCGAGCCCGAGAGCCCCGGUGCCGGGCACUGGCACCGCAACGGGGGCCCCCUGUGGCCCCCCCAGCCCGGCCCCCUGCCCCGGCCCGGGGCAAGCAGGACUCAGGGCUGCCGGGCAGCGCUGGCCCCCAUCCACUCUCGGACCAACCUGGUGGACGCCGAGCUGCUGGAGCCCGACUCGGACUUCUGACCCCGGAGGGACGUGGGGAGGCCGUGGGGACACCGGAAGCCACCUGAUGCCACAGGGAUCCGUCCCGAACGUUCCAUCCACCCGAGCGCAUCCCGUUCCUCCCCUUGGAGGAUUUGUCUCCGCGCACUUCCCGGCCUAGAGAGGUUUUGGGAUUCCCUCCGGCGUCGCCGGGAGAAGGGAGCUGUCAGUGGGACAAGCCCCAGCUCCCACAGGGAUUUAGGGACCAGGGGGACGCCUGGGGACAGCCUAGAUCAGGGUAGAUUGGGGGCAGCUCUGCCCCAGCCACAGCUAGAGGUACGUAGAGCUCACCCCCACUUGUGCCAAUAGCGAAUUUUUUUAAAUUCCCGAUUUUUUUAAUGUUUGUAUCGUGGUGCCUCUGCUCGGGGUGAGCCAGCAGCAGCAGCGGUAGCAGCACCCCUGGUGUGCACCCCUAUUUUGGGUUCACCCCAAUUCCUUCCGAGACCCCAAAGUGCCUUCCGGCUCCCCAGGGAGCUGAGCCAGACCCAAAUCAGGAUUAGUGGGGUGGCAGCACCAGGGAGAGGGGACAGGAAGCACCUCGGGCUGCCUGGGUGCUCCUGAGCAAAAACAAAAAACCCCAAAAACCUCGGGGUGCUCGAGGUGAAUCAGGGUCAGCCACCCCCAGAGCAAAGCUUUUUUUUAUUAUUUUUUUAGGAUUAAAAAAAAAUGAAAAUCAAGUCACAGCAAACCCAGUGGAGCCCUGAGGCAGGAGGGCUCCAGUCCCUGCUGGUGUUUGGAUUUUCCCUGUUUUUAUUAAGUCCUGGUAGGCUCCUGGCUUUUUUUUUUUUCUUUUUUUUUUUUUUCUUUUUUUUUUGCUAUCCCAGUGACCUCCACGGGUUCAUUUUUGCUGUGUAAAGGAAAAACCCUCCUGUAUCAGUAUUAAAUUUACAGAUUUUCA